AUGUCCAAUGUUUACUUUGAGGUAACUGCUGGUGGAAAACCACUAGGCCGUAUUGAAUUCGAGCUCUACGAUUCCGAUGUCCCAAAGACCGCCCGAAACUUUCGCGAGCUUUGUACCGGCCAAAAUGACUACGGAUACUUGAAUUCGAUUUUUCACCGAGUCAUCCCUGGGUUCAUGCUUCAGGGAGGUGAUUUCACCCGACACAACGGUACUGGUGGUAAAUCCAUCUAUGGUGAAAAGUUCGCUGAUGAAAACUUCAAGCUCAAACACACCCAACCUGGUCUACUCUCCAUGGCCAAUGCUGGACCCAAUACCAACGGAUCCCAAUUUUUCGUCACCACCGUUAAAACUGACUGGCUCGAUGGUAAACACGUCGUCUUCGGUAAGGUCGUCCAAGGCAUGGACAUUGUCCAACAAAUUGAAAAGUUUGGCUCUACCUCUGGAAAGACGAGCCAAGAGAUCAAGAUUGUCAAAUGCGGCACCGUCUGA
This is a messenger RNA of Melampsora larici-populina 98AG31, 489 nucleotides long. RefSeq lists its product as uncharacterized. Bases 1 to 489 code for a protein of 162 amino acids. The record is from RefSeq and is a predicted model, not a curated record. Gene Ontology annotation, biological process: protein peptidyl-prolyl isomerization; protein folding. Lineage: Eukaryota; Fungi; Basidiomycota; Pucciniomycetes; Pucciniales; Melampsoraceae. Gene Ontology annotation, molecular function: peptidyl-prolyl cis-trans isomerase activity. The transcript has 6 exons.